CACAAACACGUCGUCCUUCCCCAGUCCAUUCAGCUUGGCCACGAACAAGACAACUGAGACGAUGGCCAGUGAGGUGGAGGCAAGCGUGCAGGCACUGCGCACCGCGGCAUCCGAGAAAGAGGCGUGGACCAUCUUGGACAAGCUGGGGCACCAUCUGCUGACCAAGACCAUGUGGAUGAUCAACGGGCGCCCACACGUCCUGCUGGAGGUGGAAGCGUACCUCAACUCAGCAAAGCACCCCGAUCCAUUCACGCACUCCAGCACAAACCAACAGCAUGGCGGCUGCUGGUACUUCCACAGCAAAGGGAAAUCCUUCAACGGCGGCACCUACAAAGGCCUUGACAUCUGCAUUGGGUUCAAGGAGGCGGAUAGCGGCGUGGCGUAUGGCGGGUUUCUGAUCCGCAGCAUUGCAGAGCUGCCAUCCGUGCCAACCAAAGCACCGCACUUGCCCUCCCUCAGCCCCAUCGAAGGGUCGUGCUGUGUUGUGGAUCACCUGCUCCGCUGCUUUGAUGCGCCGUCCAUCCAAGGCCUCAUCGACGCGCACUUUACAACCCGAGUGCCUCGACUUGAUGGCUCCUCUGCCACAAGCCCCGAAACAAACCUCACCCUCGUCCCCUUUGCCGACGGCGCACACCCAGACGUGCGCGUGUACACAACGCCGCGCGUGGGCCUGACGCUCAAGCGAGCGAGCGAUAAGACGCACUUUCACCGCUUCCUCUCCCGCCCAUAUCGGUACACGACGCACCCCACGAUUCGCAAGGGCCGGCUGCAGACUGUACUCGGGCUGUCAUAUGUGCACGCGCUGCCCGUAUCUCGUGUGGCGGCCCUCUCCGGCGUCAAGGAAGCAAAGGCGCGCGAAUACAUCAGCGCGUUCCGUUUUGGUCGGUCGAAGAAGCCAAGCAAGUUUUAUCGCACGCAGCUGCCAACGCAACAGCUGUGCUCUGCACUCGGCGCAUGCUUCGAUGCCGGCAUGGCAUGCCCUGAUGGUGAUGGUGCGAAGAACGUUGGUGAUGCAGAGAGUGACGACAGCACAAACAAUGGAAACCAAUGAUGAUGGCGAGGCAGUUGCUGCUCGCGAGACAUGGCAACGCAAGAGCAGCCACACGCAUGCACCACCCCUCUGAUGUGCCUUGUGUGCUCUCGCGCCGAUGCAUUGUGUUUUCGUGUUCGGUUGCUGGGACUUGCAUUUUUGCGGUUUGUUUCACUUAGAUGUGACUUGACUUGGUGGUAAGAGGGAGGGAGAGGGUUGUUGGAUCCGAUAGGCAACGUUAAAUGCAUUCG
Molecule: messenger RNA, 1281 nt
Organism: Salpingoeca rosetta
Lineage: Eukaryota; Choanoflagellata; Craspedida; Salpingoecidae
Exons: 9
Coding region: 62-1051 (329 amino acids)
Source: RefSeq, a predicted model, not a curated record